Nicotiana tabacum (common tobacco) is the source of this 2210-nucleotide messenger RNA. Lineage: Eukaryota; Viridiplantae; Streptophyta; Magnoliopsida; Solanales; Solanaceae. The record is from RefSeq and is a predicted model, not a curated record.
GAGAGGAAAAUAAGUUACAUGGCAGCUAUGAAACUUGAAAUUGAACGCCUUCGCGUGAACCUCUCCGCUGCUGAAAGGGAUAGGGCAUUGUUGUCAAUUGGCGUUGAUCCUGCCAGUAUAGAUCCAAAUCUGCUGCUUGACGAUUCUCGUAUAGGAGGAUUGUGCAGGGUAGCAAACAUCCUUGCUUUGCUUGGACAUGCUUCUCUUGAGGAUAAAAUUACUGCUUCCAGUGGUCUUGAGUUUGCUGAUGAUAGUGCUAUAGAUUUCUGGAAUAUAGCAGGAGUGGGGGAGAUAUGUAUGGGUGGGACAUGUCAAGUUCAUGCUGAAGAUGGGCCUGUAUUGCAUACACUCUCUGUUUCCACUACUGCACAAGCCUCUUUUGUGUGUUCUGAAUGUGAGAGAAAGGUUUGUAAAGUUUGUUGUGCUGGGAAAGGGGCUCUUUUACUUGCUAUGGUUAACUCUAGGGAGGUUGCUAGCUACAACGGCGUGAAUAGCCUGGGAGGAGCAAUCUAUGCAAACUCAGUUGAUUUAUCCUCAAAUCAUUCCAUGAUACUUGAUGGUGUCAUUUGCAAAGCCUGCUGCCAUGAUGUUGUGCUUGAUGCAUUAAUCUUGGACUACAUCAGGGUUUUGGUUGGGCAGAGGAGGAAAGCUCGCGCAGAUACUGCUGCUCAAAAAGCUGUAGACCAUGUGAUCAGAUUUACUUCGAGGAAUAAUUGCCAACUGACUCCAACAGCGUAUAUGGAAUUAUUUAAUGGAGAGGAAUCACUUGCUGAGUUUCCAUUUGCAAGCUUUUUGCACCCGGUUGAAACAGCAGCAGGUUCUGCACCAUUCAUGUCAUUGCUAGCUCCAUUGAAUUCUGGAGCACAAGAUUCAUUUUGGAGAGCUCCCCACAGUGCUGCCUCUGUUGAGUUUGUCAUUGUCCUUGGUGAUUUAUCUGAUGUUUGUGGUGUUGUUCUUCUAGUUAGUCCUUGUGGCUACUCGAUGACAGAUGCUCCUGUUGUUCAAAUUUGGGCAAGCAAUAAAAUCCACAAGGAAGAAAGAUCAUGUAUGGGGAAAUGGGAUAUGAGAUCUCUGAUCACGUCUUCCUCUGAGCUUUGUGGACAGGAAAAGUCUUCUGAAGUGCCUAGACAUGUAAAAUUUUCUUUUCGUAAUCCUGUUCGCUGCCGCAUCAUUUGGAUAACAUUGCGUCUACAAAAAAUUGGCUCGAGUUCUGUAAAUUUUGAGAAAGACUUGAGUCUUUUGUCUUUAGAGGAGAACCCAUUUGCGGAGCCUGUGAGGCGUGCCUCCUUUGGAGGAACAGUUGAAAGUGACCCAUGCCUUCAUGCCAAAAGAAUCUUGGUGGUCGGAAGCCCAAUGAGGAAAGAUGUUGGGGCAUCAAGUCAAGGCUCUGACCAGAUAAAUACAAGAAAUUUGUUGGAUAAACCUCCUCCACUAAAUAGAUUCAAGGUCCCAAUUGAGGUUGAGAGGCUAACUGACAACGACCUUGUUUUAGAACAGUUUCUACCCCCGGUUUCACCUAUGGUGGCAGGUUUUCGUCUUGAUGGUUUUAGUGCAAUAAAACCUCGAGUCACCCAUUCGCCACCUCCACAGCAGGUGAAUCCAUGGGAUGUUUCUUCAUGUGUAUUGGAGGACAGAUUCAUAUCUCCAGCUGUAUUGUAUAUUCAAGUGUCUGCUUUCCAGGAACCGCACAGUAUGGUCACUAUUGCAGAACAUAGGCUGCCAGAAGUGAAGGCCGGGACAGCAAUGUACUUUGAUUUCCCUAGAGAAAUUUCUACACGCCGAAUCUCAUUUCGGCUUCUUGGAGAUAUUGCUGCAUUCACUGACGACCCAUCAGAGCAGGAUGAUUCAGAUGCUAGAGUCCGGACUGUGGCAGCAGGACUGUCUUUGGCUAAUAGAAUCAAGUUGUAUUAUUAUGCAGAUCCCUACGAACUCGGGAAAUGGGCCAGUCUUUCAGCUAUUUGAUUAGAAUAAUCACACCGAUUAAGGUGAUUCAUGCUCGCGGCUGUAAAAACAUUUUGCAAGUUUUGGCCUUGGACGUGUAAUUUCGAGUUUGUAUUAAGAUGUAAUGGUGUUUUCCAGUACUAUGAAAUUCACAAGUAAAAAAGAAGAUAGAACAUCAUUGGUUUCUGCUAUAAUUAACUCGUACAGCUAUUUUUGUAUACAGAACUAAUAAUUACAUUGUCCUCGUAAUGUUACAGCUAUUUGGUCCA